UCGCCCCAGGCGGCCCAGGCUGCAGCGCCGGAGCCAGAGACGGCUGGACGCCUGGAGGAGCGCGGAGCCCGGGAGGCGGCCCGCGUCCCCGCCGGACUCUCGUGACUGUCUAGAGCCCGGCCGCGCUGCGAAGUCGAGGACUUGGCUCUGCCGAAUCUCCCGGCGUCUGGGCGAGCGGGGCGGCUCGUGGUGUUUCUAACCCGGUUCGUGGAUUCAAACGUGGCUCCGCGCCGAGCACGGCCGGCGACUUCUAGGACCCCAGCCCUGGCCGUGGCCGCCGCGCACGCCCUCGGAAGACUCGGCGGGGUGGGGGCGCGGGGGUCCCCGAGUGCGCCGCGGGAGGGCCGAAGACUGAUUUGGAAGGGCGUCCCCGGAGCACCAGUCUGGGAUUUACUGUGAACAGCAUGGAGGAAAAUGACCCCAAGCCCGGUGAAGCGUCGGCCGCGGCGGUGGAGGGACAGCGGCAGCUGGAAUCCAGCCCCGGCGGUGGCUCGGGCGGCGGCGGCGGCGGCGGCGGCGGCAGCAGCAGUCCGGGCGAAGCGGACACCGGGCACCGGCGACCUCUGAUGCUGCCCGCGGUCCUGCAGGCGCCCGGCAACCACCAGCACCCGCACCGCAUCACCAACUUCUUCAUCGACAACAUCCUGCGGCCCGAGUUCGGCCGGCGCAAGGACGCGGGGACCUGCUGUGCGGGCGCGGGAGGAGGAAGGGGCGGCGGAGCCGGCGGCGAAGGCAGCGCGAGCGGUGCGGAGGGAGGCGGUGGCACGGGCGGCUCCGAGCAGCUCUUGGGGUCCGGCUCCCGAGAGCCCCGGCAGAACCCGUCGUGUGCGCCCGGGGCUGGCGGGCAGCUACCCGCCGCCGGCAGCGACUCUCCGGGGGACGGGGAAGGCGGCUCCAAGACACUGUCGCUGCUUGGUGGCGCCAAGAAAGGCGGCGACCCUGGCGGCCCCCUGGACGGGGCGCUCAAGGCCCGCGGCUUGGGCGGCGGCGACCUGUCGGUGAGCUCGGACUCGGACAGCUCGCAAGCCGGCGCCACCCUGGGUGCGCAGCCCAUGCUCUGGCCGGCCUGGGUCUACUGUACGCGCUACUCUGACCGGCCUUCUUCAGGUCCCAGGUCUCGAAAACCAAAGAAGAAGAACCCGAACAAAGAGGACAAGCGGCCGCGCACGGCCUUCACCGCCGAGCAGCUGCAGAGGCUCAAGGCUGAGUUUCAGACCAACAGGUACCUGACGGAGCAGCGGCGCCAGAGCCUGGCGCAGGAGCUCAGCCUCAACGAGUCCCAGAUCAAGAUCUGGUUCCAGAACAAGCGCGCCAAGAUCAAGAAGGCCACGGGCAACAAGAACACGCUGGCCGUGCACCUCAUGGCACAGGGCCUGUACAAUCACUCCACCACGGCCAAGGAGGGCAAGUCGGACAGCGAGUAGGGCGAGGGUGGAGGCCAGGUCUCAGUCCGCGCGAAACAAUGCAAUAAUUGAAAAUCACAAAGGGCCAGUGUAUAAAGAUUCUACCAGCAUUAACAGUGAAAAUAUCGUGUGUUCGCUAAGGUUCUGCAAUAUUCUAUGUAUAUAUAAUUUACAGGCGUUAUAAAAUCCAAAAUAUCUGACUAUAAAAUAUUUUUUGAGUUUUUUGUGUUUAUGAGAUUAUGCUAAUUUUAUGGUUUUUUUUUUUCUUUUUUGCGAAGGGGGCUGCUUAGGGUUUCAUCUUUUUUUAAUCCCCUAAGCUCCAUUAUAUGACAUUGGACACUUUUUUAUUAUUUCAAAAGAAAAAAAAUUAAAACAACUUGCUGAAGUCCAAA
This is a messenger RNA of Cebus imitator (Panamanian white-faced capuchin), 1795 nucleotides long. It is a transcript of the gene EN2, whose product is annotated as engrailed homeobox 2. Gene Ontology annotation, cellular component: nucleus. NCBI's taxonomy places the organism in Eukaryota, Metazoa, Chordata, Mammalia, Primates, Cebidae. Gene Ontology annotation, biological process: neuron differentiation; multicellular organism development; regulation of transcription by RNA polymerase II. The transcript is spliced from 2 exons. The record is from RefSeq and is a predicted model, not a curated record. Bases 405 to 1424 code for a protein of 339 amino acids. Gene Ontology annotation, molecular function: RNA polymerase II cis-regulatory region sequence-specific DNA binding; DNA-binding transcription factor activity, RNA polymerase II-specific.